Molecule: messenger RNA, 6701 nt
Organism: Cuculus canorus (common cuckoo)
Lineage: Eukaryota; Metazoa; Chordata; Aves; Cuculiformes; Cuculidae
Gene: GJC2
Product: gap junction protein gamma 2
Exons: 4
Coding region: 431-1678 (415 amino acids)
Biological process (GO): cell communication
Cellular component (GO): connexin complex
Source: RefSeq, a predicted model, not a curated record
GACAGUAAGAAAGCUCAGGCGGCUGGUGCUGUGGAGCGGCAAAACAUUGAGGUGCAAGACACCGUGCUGGCCUUGGUUCGGUGGUCUCCAGCCACCGCCUGGGUUUUGCGGUGUUGUCACCAGAUGGAAAUGCCUGCCUGCUGCCCGCUCAGCCCUCCUGCCAACGCCCCGAGAGCUGCGUGGCUACCAGCCCUGAGCCCAGCCUUCAGGUGUCCCUCCAGGAGAGGACGCUGAGGUGACCACCACAUCCUGACUGCUUUUGCCUCGGGCUGAGACACCUACCAGCACCACCAAAACUGACAACAGGGCUGUGACCGGUUGUGUUGCAGGACUUUUCGCCCUGUGAAGGUCUCCGGUUAUGUGGUGAAGACCCACAGCUCAGAGGCACCUUUUUUUCCUGGCUGUGAAAGGUCAUAACUGAGUAGCCCUUAUGACCAACAUGAGCUGGAGCUUUCUAACCCGCCUGCUAGAAGAGAUUCACAAUCACUCCACCUUCGUGGGGAAGGUCUGGCUCACCGUGCUCAUUGUCUUCCGCAUUGUCUUGACAGCGGUAGGAGGGGAGUCCAUCUACUCUGAUGAGCAGAGCAAGUUCACCUGUAACACCAAGCAGCCUGGCUGCGACAACGUUUGCUACGAUGCCUUUGCGCCGCUGUCACACGUCAGAUUCUGGGUCUUCCAGAUCAUCAUGAUAUCCACCCCUUCGGUCAUGUACCUGGGCUAUGCCAUCCACAGGAUCGCCCGGUCGGCGGAGGAGGAGAAGAAGUUUAAGGGAUUCAAGAAAAAGAAGCAGUUUGCUUUGAACUGGCAGGCAGUGCGCAACAUAGAGGACCCAAUGGAGGCUGAUGAAGAGGAGCCCAUGAUUUCUGAUGACACAGCAGAACAUGAGAAAGCCAAAGCAAAGCCCAAGAGCAAAGAGCCACAAAAGCAUGAUGGGAGGAGGCGCAUCCAGCAAGAAGGACUGAUGAAAAUCUAUGUCUUCCAGCUACUUACCAGAGCUUCCUUUGAAAUUUGUUUCUUGAUAGGUCAGUAUUUACUCUAUGGUUUUGAGGUAGAAGCCUAUUAUGUCUGCAACAGACUCCCUUGCCCUCACACUGUGGACUGCUUUGUGUCCCGGCCAACAGAGAAGACCAUCUUUCUCCUGGUGAUGUACGUUGUGAGCUGUCUGUGCUUAUUGCUGAACAUGUGUGAGAUGUUUCACUUGGGGUUUGGGACCAUCCGAGAUGCUAUUCGCAACCGGAAAAUCAACAGCUUUAGGCAGCCUCCCUACAACUAUGCCUACCCAAAGAACAUCUCCUGCCCUCCCGAGUACAACCUGGUAGUGAAAUCAGAGAAGUCCACCAAGAUCCCCAACAGCCUGAUGGCUCACGAGCAGAACUUGGCUAACGUCGCUCAGGAGCAGCAGUGCACCAGCCCAGAUGAGAACCUCCCGGCAGACUUGUCCACCCUUCACAAACAUUUGCGAGUGGCCCAGGAGCAGUUAGACAUAGCAUUUCAGAGCUACAGCAGCACCCAGGGCAACACACAACCUUCUCGAACCAGCAGUCCUGCCUCAGGUGGCACAGUGGUAGAGCAGAACAGGGCCAACACUGCCCAGGAGAAACAAGGUGCUAAACCCAAGGCCUGCUUGGAGAAAGGGAGCUCAGGCAGUAAGGAUGGAAAGACAUCUGUAUGGAUAUAGCUUUGUCUAAAAGGAGAGAGGGCAGCAUAAGUGGGGUUUUUAUUUUGGUUUGUUUCUGGUUCUUGUUAUUGUCUUGUGUUUGUUCCACGGGGCACAGGUAUAAUUUUUAAAUGGAAGUCAAGAGAAAAAAGAAGUUUCAAACCAAUUUAGUCUUCCAGUACAUUAACAAAAGACAUUUCUUCUCUGUUUCCAACAUGUUCUCCAGUUGGGAACCUCCAGCUAGCAACAGCAAACCCCCACAUCUCCCACCCCUUUGGUUACCACUGGAGUCCCCAACAGAGACUGGACAACACACUGUGAUGAGAAGCGGAGCUGCUGGUGGCUCAGCAGAGAAGUAAGGCAGAAAGCAAGCAGCUCCCCUCCUGCAUGGUGAGGCUACAGUGCUGUAGGUCAGGCAGUGUUUAAUUACUAAAUAUACUUAAUCAAAAUUAAUUUCUGAUCCUCUGAUGAGAAAACAACUGACAUAUUGCAUAAACCUUCACGAUACGCUAACAGCUGAUGUCCUGCCUGAAUUGUUAGAUGCUCUAGCAGGCACUGCUGGGAACGAAGGCAUCGUUCAAUGCUGCGAGCCACGAGCUGGCACCCACAUCAGGUUAUGAGGCAGAAACAUGGUGACUGUCUUACACAGGGAGACCUCAAAGCACAGCACAGUGAUGAAGGUUUUUGUCUUUUAUUCCUCUGCGUCGAAGCUAAAAGCAAAUACGAUCUAACACUACUCAGCUGGAGCAAGCAGUGACAUUGCAUCAUACCGGUGCCUGUGUAGCGCUUGCUACAGAUGUGAUGGGAAUCUAUGCAGUUCCAGCGUUUUUAACAAACUGCUGCUUCACAUCAUCAGAAAGUGCCUUUAUGCAACCAGGAAAACAAAUCAUAAAGGAUUUAGACUUCUUAAUUGCUGAUUAUUAGUAGAGACUGGAAGAUCAGUGUUGGCAAAUUUGUUUUUCUGUUUGAUCAAACCCUUAUAAAUAGUGGCAGGUGGCAGAUCUAUGCAUAGUGCGUAUACGAUGUGUGUGUGUACGUGUACAUGUACAUAUAUAUACAGACACAUAUGAACAUGUGAGUGUGAAUAUAGACAUAGAAAGAGAUAUAUAAACGUAAUAUCAACCCUCUGGUAAUUUUACAGCCUUCCACCUUCCCUGGGAAAACCCGUCUGGUCCAGGGCUAUGACUGAUCUCAUCGUGGAACAGUCAUCGGGCUUCUAGCCUCCAGCCUCCUCUGGGGAACUGGCAGGUUUCACACACUUGCUUAUGGAGCAUAGCAGAAGAUCUGGCUUCAGUGGGGCAGGACCAGGACAAUAGCAGGAAGCUUUUCAUUAGUCUAUAGGGAACUUUUUGAGUUUGGCUUGGUUGUGGGGUGGUUUUCCUGCAGCUACAGGAGUUUGGGGGCAUGUGAAAACCAAGCUUCUGAGCUCCAAGGCUCCUGCUAGUGCUGAGGACAUACUUUGACAGGGUGGUUUCAUCCUGUGUCUCUUGAACAGCUGCAGAGCUGUGGCUUUGUUCCCUCCAGUAACACCAAAUAGAAAAAAAACCCUCAUCACCAGGAGCAGAGGGAGCAUUUCCUGCUGAAUGGUAGAGACUGAAACCAGCCACUGUCACACUCUGCCAUAUCUCAUGGCAGGUCUUAUUCCUGAGAUGAUGCCAAGAUGCCUGUGGCUUGGCAGAUGCUUUUACAAUGUCCCAGGAGUCCAACAGUUGAUUCACCACUGUGGAGGACUCAAAUAGGCAAAGCCUUCAAGAUCAAACCUAACUCGAAGUAAAUCCUUACCAAACACAGCAUCAUCCCUGUGCCAAGCUGUUCCCUGACAGCCAUGCCAGUCACCCAAACUCACAUGCAGGUCCCUGUGCCUUGGAUCUAUGUGAAUUCUAUGCCCUUGAGAUCAGUCCCUGAAGGCCUUGAGGAUGCCUGUUUCCCAGGUGGCAGAGCUCUUUGGCCAGUCUUGGGAACUGGCAGAGAACUUGGGUAUGGCAUUCAGCUUCUGGGAACCUUGAUCAAGCUAUGCCAUGCCAUUAGAAAACAGUGCUGAUAACAAAAAACAUAGGUUUAAAAAGAAACAUCCUAUGAGGUAUCCAGCUGCAAAUAUUCAGUAUGGCUUUGUGUAACAGUCUAGGGAACACUUUCAAGUUUGUUCCUGGUCCAGCUGAAGGCAUUGGUAAAGUGCCUGGAGUGUUGCCUGCCCUCACUGCUAGAGAUCCUCCCCUUGAAAAUGAACAAUUGUGUCCAGGAGGAGUUCGCUGCAUCCCCCCAGCAGCAACGGUCAGUAGCAACACGCAUUUGUCGCAUGGAGGGAUGGCCUUUCUGCCGUGACUUUUGCAUGAAAGGUCCAUAAAGUUCACACCAUGGUGGUGGGGAGACAAACAUAUCCAAUUGUGCUGUUGGUCCUUGUCCUGAGGGUGAGAAUGUGCUCUCCUCCUGCACCGGAAAAUGCAGUAGAGGCUCUUUGCUAAUGGUCCUGCUACCAUGAAGAUGAACACACGCAGUCCACAGCCCAGGGCUGCUGAGGAAGAGAGCAGAGAAGCUGCUGGGUGGAAAUUUGUUCUCUAGCAAUUACAGCUGUCCAGGGUACAAGCUUGUCCUCCACAUCAACGUGACUUCUCAUUUUUUGUGUCCCAUGGGAAACAGCAUGUAUUUAAAGUCAUGAUUCCAAGGGAAGGAUGGAAACUCUGAGAAGAGUGAUAGUUGGAUGAUUCUUGGGCUUUUCUGACUCUUUUGAGAUGAGCAGCAAUAUUACAGUCCCAGAUAAACUUGCUCUUCCCAUGCAAUGCCAAAAGGCACUGUGCUGGGCAGGAGCAUGGAUUUUGGAUAUCUCCUGCCGAUACCAGUGAUGCUUCCCUCAGCCCUAGUGAUGGCUUGAGCAUUUCCUGAUGACUCAGAUCAGCCCCUCAGCUCCUGCUGACCAGCAGAGUCAUUUGUAAGUCACCAAAUGCAAGAAUAGGCAUCCGCUUCCGUUGCUCUUGCUUCAGGAAACCAUCCUGGCAAACACAUCACUGUGCGAAAAGCAGGGGACAGAUUUUAAAGCAAAACCCCCAGGAGCUGAUCACAGUGACCUGACUGACUCAUUAAACCUAUUUUAUACAGCAGGGCUAUACCCUCUUCCCCAAAAAUAUAGCUGGUCAGUGCCUGAUGGGAGGAGAUCCCUGGGCUCCAUGGCUGCAGGUUCAGAGAUGCUUAGAGCAACAGGGCUGGCGAGGACUAUGGAUCUUCUUGCCACCUUGUCACCAUCAAAUGUCUCCUCACUGGCUAACAGAAACCUCCCUCACUGCAACCCCUGGCAUCUCCUCUCCUCAGCAGACAUGGAAACCAUCUCAUGCCUUUAGGGUCUGCAGAAGUUUUUGGGUGUUUGAAGACUGUUCUCAUCUCCCUCAAGUCUGCUCUAAGUUAAACAACUCUUGUCUCAUCAACCUUUCUCCAAGGGCUGUUUUCCUAGCACAGUUUUUCUUGAUGUCUUUGAGCUACCACCAGCCAGUCCAUGUCUUCCCAGGGGUGUGGAAGUUCUGGUCCUUGGGCCACCUUCCCACUCUGCUCCUCCAUCCGCCAUUCUGGUCUUUCACAAAACUCCAUCUUCUGCAGGCAUAGGGAUUGCUCCCCUCUUCAGAUGGGUGCUUGUACAGUCGGGAUCUUCCUGCACUCCUUCAAACUGCCUUUUUAUUUUCACACCACAGACCUGCUGCAUCAAGGGGGUUUUGAAUGAUCUGUUGGUCCUGCAGCAGAUACGUAGCCUUCUCUCGGCUGGUGUCACCAUCACAUUUAAUACGCACACACUGUUUUCCACAGUGAGCGCCAAUAAUUGCAAUAUUGAUGAGUACUACAGCCAGGGCAGACUCUUGGGCAAUCAAUACAACCUCCUCGUCAGGCAGAGAGAUGGGGUAAUCACUCUUUCAGCCGUUCUUCCAGCCAACCCCAAUCACUUGUCAGGCUUGAAAAUGCUCCUUGCAUAAACUCAUUGUGAAUGGGAACUGAUCUUGCUUUCUCAUGUUUUAUAAGUGUUUUAACAGGGACAGAAGCACAAGGGCACAUUGCCAGCAGGACUGUUCUGGUGUUGAGAGCUGCCUGGGAGAGACACAGAGCAGCCUGCAAAGUCCCAGCCAGCCUGGAGGACACUGCUGACUCCUCCAGCCCUGGGAAGUACAGACCCCAGUUCUCCCAGAUGCCAUCUGAGCUGCACACAGGAGUCAUCAUGAGUCAGAUGGCCCUAGAAAUAUAGAAGAUUGUUAUUAUUAUUACAUAUGUGGAGUCACUCACUUCCCCCAUUCCUCCUCCACUCCAUGGUCUCUAAAGCCUUUAGGAUAUUGUAUCUUUCCAUUGAGUCACUGCCACAAAGGCGACCAACACACAUUAACGUCUCUGAAGGAAUGACUCCUUUCAGGGCAGUAGCAAAAAUACCCUCUUUAUCAUGUCAGUUUGGAAAAGAAAAUGAUAGGGAGGCAAAAUAAGCAUAACCAUAAGUAAAAUACCCAUCACAACCACUGCAAACUAAACCAGUGGCUCAAGGGAUUUCCACGAGACGACAGGCAGUGCUGGCCACAGAAGAAAUGCCAGUAGUGUAAGUAAUGCUUUGCUUUUUCUUAUACAGGUUAGUAGUAUUGUUCACACACAAGACGGGUUUAGCUUUGUAGCUGAACUAAUCGUAAAAGUUGACUCUCUUGCUAAACUUGGUCAGAUAAAGUGCCCACACUUAUAUUUCUAUUCUUACCAUUCAGGGCCAGGAAUGUCCCACAUAAAAGCCAGAUUACCUUCUUGCUUGCAUUGCAUUCCACUGGGAAAUACUUGAACUUAACUCAAGGCCAUAACCAGUCUGUGCUGUUACAGAGUUUCUGGGAUUGUUAUUUUUUUUUGUUGCUCAUUUUUUAUGUACUAACUGUAUUUGUACUAGAAAUUUUUUGAGUAUGAAGUCAAAUCUGUAAGUAUUUUUCAGUGUAAAUGUCACAUCUGGACUGUAGUUACAAUAUUAAACACUGGUCAAAAGAGAAAGAUACGUCAGUCCAACCCUUCAACUGGCUAUUCCACAUCCAUUACUAAUAAAACAGAA